Molecule: messenger RNA, 772 nt
Organism: Paralichthys olivaceus (Japanese flounder)
Lineage: Eukaryota; Metazoa; Chordata; Actinopteri; Pleuronectiformes; Paralichthyidae
Gene: crybb2
Product: crystallin, beta B2
Biological process (GO): lens development in camera-type eye; visual perception
Molecular function (GO): structural constituent of eye lens
Source: RefSeq, a predicted model, not a curated record
GGCAGGCCGAUCUGCAGGCCGGCUUGGACACUGUGGGGUACUGUUGGCAGAGUUUCCACCCCUGGGCAUCCCGUAUAUAUUGAGCUGAUCACACCAUCACAAACACACUGGCACAGACAGUUUCCUCCUUGCCGAUCCAUUCACUAUGGCCACAGACCACCAGAACCCUGCAUCCAAGCAGCAGCAGCCAGGCACCAGUGCGUUUAAGCUGGUUAUCUAUGAGCAGGAAAACUUCCAGGGACGCUGCCAUGAGCUGACUGGCCCCAGUAACAACCUCCUGGAAGCAGGCAUGGAGAAAGUGGGCUCCAUACUGGUGCUGUGUGGACCAUGGGUGGGAUACGAGCAGGCCAACUGCAAAGGGGAACAGUACGUGUUUGAGAAGGGGGAGUAUCCUCGCUGGGAUUCCUGGACCAACAGCAGACGCAGUGACACCAUUGUUGCUUUUCGCCCUAUUAAAGUGGACAGCCAGGAGCACAAGAUUGUCCUUCACGAAAACCCCAGCUUUGCAGGAAAGAAGAUAGAAAUCAUAGACGAUGAUGUCCCCAGCUUCCACGCACACGGCUACCAGGAGAAGGUCUCCUCUGUCCGCGUUCAGAGUGGCACUUGGGUGGGCUACCAGUACCCAGGCUACAGAGGCUAUCAGUACCUGUUUGAAAAGGGGGAGUACAAGGACAGCUCUGAGUUCGGGGCCCAGAUUCCUCAGAUCCAGUCGGUUCGUCGCAUCAGAGACAUGCAGUGGCAUCAGAGGGGUGCUUUUCACCCCGUCAACUAA